Molecule: messenger RNA, 3368 nt
Organism: Erinaceus europaeus (western European hedgehog)
Lineage: Eukaryota; Metazoa; Chordata; Mammalia; Eulipotyphla; Erinaceidae
Gene: PANX2
Product: pannexin 2
Exons: 3
Coding region: 691-2343 (550 amino acids)
Biological process (GO): positive regulation of interleukin-1 production; monoatomic cation transport
Molecular function (GO): channel activity
Source: RefSeq, a predicted model, not a curated record
ACGACAAGGCGGGGGCGCUGGCCGCGCUGCUGCUGCAGCUGAAGCUGGAGCUGCCGUUCGACCGCGUGGUCACCAUCGGCACGGUGCUGGUCCCCAUCCUGCUGGUCACCCUGGUCUUCACCAAGAACUUCGCAGGUGAGGGGCGCGUCCGCGGAGCCCGCUCCUGUGUCGCGACAAACCGACCCUCGCCCCUACAUGCCCCCACCCCCCGUGCACACGCGUAUUGUUUCCAUCUUCCAUUCGCUUCGGAGAGCACCCCGGGAUUCCCGCAUCAAUGAGCCCUGGGUGUGGCGCGGAGGGCAGACGGGUGGGAGGGGCUGGAACUGAUGGAGGAGGAGUGGCCAGGUGAGCGCCCCGCUGUCCAUGCCCGGGCUCGCGGGUUCCUGUCCGCGAGGGUGUGGUCUGGGCAGGAGAAUCCGGGAGGGUCCGCCAGAGACCCCAAAGCAGGCAGGGCCUGCUAGAGCCCUGAGCUGAGGACGGCGGCGGGGGAGGUCCCAGCAGGAGGCUUGUGCAGAGGAACCUAUUUACUGUUACACCCCGCACAACUUCACCCGAGACCAGGCGCUGUAUGCCCGCGGCUACUGCUGGACGGAGCUGCGGGACGCGCUGCCCGGCGUGGACGCCAGCCUAUGGCCGUCGCUGUUUGAGCACAAGCUGCUGCCCUACUCGCUGCUGGCCUUUGCGGCCAUCAUGUACGUGCCUGCCCUGGGCUGGGAGUUCCUGGCAUCCACGCGCCUCACCUCCGAGCUCAACUUCCUGCUGCAGGAGAUCGACAACUGUUACCACCGGGCGGCCGAGGGCCGGGCCCCCAAAAUCGAGAAACAGAUCCAGUCCAAGGGGCCGGGCAUCACGGAACGCGAGAAGCGGGAGAUCAUCGAGAAUGCGGAGAAGGAGAAGAGCCCGGAGCAGAAUCUGUUCGAGAAGUACCUGGAGCGCCGAGGCCGCAGCAACUUCCUGGCCAAGCUGUACCUGGCGCGGCACCUGCUCAUCCUGCUGCUCAGCGUGGCGCCCAUCUCCUACCUGUGCACCUACUAUGCCACGCAGAAGCAGAACGAGUUCACGUGUGCGCUGGGCGAGUCCCCCGACGGGCAGGCAGGCGGUGCGGGGGCCACGGCCGUGAGGGUGAGCUGCAAGCUGCCGUCGGUGCAGCUGCAGCGCAUCGUGGCCGGCGUGGACAUCGUGCUGCUCUGCUCCAUGAACCUCAUCAUCCUCAUCAACCUCAUCCACCUCUUCAUCUUCCGCAAGAGCAACUUCAUCUUCGACAAGCUGCACAAGGUGGGCAUCAAGACGCGCCGGCAGUGGCGCCGUUCCCAGUUCUGUGACAUCAACAUCCUGGCCAUGUUCUGCAACGAGAACCGUGACCACAUCAAGUCGCUCAACCGGCUGGACUUCAUCACCAACGAGAGCGACCUCAUGUACGACAACGUGGUCCGGCAGCUGCUGGCCGCGCUGGCCCAGUCCAACCACGACACCACGCCCACGGUGCACGACGCUGGCGUGCAGACGGUGGACCCCAGCGCCAACCCCGCCGAGCCCGAGGCCUCCGCCGAGCCGCCUGUGGUCAAGCGGCCCCGCAAGAAGAUGAAGUGGAUCCCCACCAGCAACCCACUGCCCCAGCCCUUUAAGGAGCAGCUGGCCAUCAUGCGAGUGGAGAACAGCAAGGCCGAGAAGCCCAAGCCUGUGCGCCGGAAGACGGCCACCGACACACUAAUCGCACCGCUGCUAGAUGCGGGAGCCCGGGCUGCCCACCACUAUAAGGGCAGCGGGGCCGGUGGGGGCGGGGGCGACGCUACGGGCCCACCCCCAGCCCCUGACAAGAAGCAUGCCCGCCACUUCUCUCUGGAUGUGCACCCCUACAUUCUGGGCACCAAGAAAGCCAAACCUGAGGCUGUGCCUGCUGCAGCCCUACCUGCCUCCCGGAGCCAAGAAGGGGGCUUCCUGUCCCAGGCGGAGGAGUGUGGCCUGGGCCUGGCUGCGGCACCCACCAAAGAUGCUCCGCUGCCUGAGAAGGAAAUCCUGUAUCCAGUAGAGCCGUCCCGGCCUGCCCUUCCCUCCCUCCCCUCUGGGGGCCCGUUUCACGUCUGCUCGCCCCCUGCGGCCCCUGGCACCACUCCCCUGUCACCAGCCAGCCUGGGCAAAGCUGAUCCCCUGGCCAUGCUGAGCCGCAAUGCCACUCACCCUCUGCUACACAUCAGCACCCUGUAUGAGGCCCGGGAGGAGGAGGAUGGGGGUCCCCGCGCACCUCCGGACGUGGGCAGCCUUAUCACCAUCCCUCCGCCCCAGCAGAUCCUCAUCGCCACCUUCGACGAGCCAAGGACAGUAGUGAGUACUGUGGAGUUCUGAGGGGACAGGGCUGCCCAGCUGUCACAGGUCCUUCUGCAUGACUGCGGUGUGCCUGCUGACCCCAGACCCAUAGACAUGGCCUCUGCUUCGCCCGGCACACCCCACCCCCAACCUCCUGCCCGCAUGCCAUGGGGCUCAGCGCCUCUCCCAUCCAGCCUCCCCAUUGGCACCAUCGGGGCGCUGGCUGGGGCAGGAGCUGGCUGAACACCCCGUGGAGGCCCCGGCAGGAAAGGUCUCGAGCCCCCCCGCCACCCCUGCAUCAGGCGCUCGGCUGCAAGAUUAAGAGUUUUAUUUUUUUAGUUGAUUUUUGUGUUGGGCUCAGGACACUGGCCUGUGAGGGGCCAGGCUGUAGCAGGACAUCUUGGGUCCUGAGCCUGGAAGGAGUCUGGGGGACAAUGGCAGCUCAGGGCCUGGCCACUCCCAAGGGGUGAAGGGCUCACCACCCUCAGGGGGAUCAGGAGCCCUCGGGUGGGAGAGGCCAGGGCCCACCCUCCAGCCAGAGAAAAACAUGCACUUUCUCCUCGUACCCCACAGACCCAGACUUUAUUUUAUUAUAACUACUGUAACUAGCAAGUAUAUUUAUUACCAGGAGACUUAUGAUGCAUUUCAAACAAAGGACGGUGUGUGCUUGAUCGUGCAAACGUGACCAUGAGGGCUAGGGGCCGGUGUGUUAGUGGUGGGGGGGGGGUGAGUGUGCCAGCACGUGUGUGAGCAGGUGUGAGCAGGUGAGCGUGUGCGUGAGAGCAGAGCUAGUGUGGGCAUGUAUGUGAAUGUGUGUGAGCAGACUCGGGUGAGACCAGGCACAGGUACUGUGUGCAAGCAAGAAAGAGAAGGGAGAAGUCCGACGCAAUAACCACAUCCCCACACCCUGGGCCCCAGGCCCCCACGCCCGGGCUCACGUGUCUCCCUCGGGAGCCCAGGGCCAGCGUGUGGCCGGCCCGUCCCUAUUACCUCAGCCACAACGACAGUGUGACAGUAUUAACAAGGUAGCACCGAGCAUAUCAAUAAAUAUUAUUCUGAUAACA